GUCACCGGCCCUGUUGCGGGUGAAACCAAACUCGGAUGGCACCCAAGAAGCGACCGGCAGCGAAGAUCGAAUCGAAGAUCUCCAUCACUGGUGGGAGCUACAUUGAGGAACAUGGUCUCAAAGAAUUGCUGGAGAAAGUCUUAUCCGAGAUUGAGGAGAAAAAGCCCAGUGAUCCAUUGAAGGCCCUACACACUUUGCUAGAAGAGACAUGUGGAGCAAAGAAAGUCAAGAAGGACUCUGCCUCUUGGACCGCCUUUCCUUCGCCGGGCGAAGCCGUGUGGCGCCAGGAAGCACAGGCCAGAGCCCGCCUAGUCAUGGAGGGCACCUUCCCUGGCAAGGCUGAGAUCGUUUGCAACGGCCACGAGCCACGGAGAUUCCCGGUGGAUCCCAAGGAUACGGCUCUGGUCCUGAUCGACAUGCAGUGGGACUUCUUGGAGCCCACGGGCCGCGUCGGUCAGCACUAUUCAGACCUCACAUCGGUGCGUUCCGGCAUGGACGGCUGUGAGAAACUCUUGGAACUCUGUCGCGAGAACGGCUUCACCAUUGCACACAGCCGGUCCCAUCGCUAUGGAACACUGGUGAAAUCAGAGUUGGUGGGCACAGAUGAUGAAGGCUAUGAGCUCCAUCCCCGCUUCCCAUCCCCGCUUCCCCGAGCCAAGGUAGAUAAGUGGACCUAUGGUGCCUUUGCAUCCACCCACUUGGAAAGGGAGCUCAUGGCUCGCGGCGUGAAACGAAUUUUGUUGUGUGGUGUGUUGACCAACGUUUGUGUUUUUGCGACCGCAUCACAAGCCGUGGAUCGCCUCAUUUCGGUGUGUUUGGUGGAAGACGCGUGUGCUGCCUUCAGCUUUGAUUGGCAUAAGAAGGCCUUGGGCCUGAUCAACGAGCCCCAAAUCCAGCCGGGUCACAAGCGCGGCGUGGGGCUCUACUUCGGCGAGAUCACGCAGGUGGAAAAGGUUGAGGCGGCCUUGAUCCUUGGACCAAUACGUUCGUGGCCUGCUCCUUGUGAAGCUGAGGAUGUGUUCCAUGCAUGCUUCGAUGAGACUCACAGCUGUGCCAAAUGCUGCGAUCCCACCAAAGGUCCUUCGGGCGAUGCGACUUGCUGGGCUGGGUGGAAAAACUACAACACGUGCUGUGGUUUGUCCUCGCGACAUUGGGCCGGUUGUGGCUGGCGAGGAGGGGAUCUUUGGGCACACGAGUAUUUUUCGCUUGAGCCUCCAAGGUUGGGCAGUGCUGCUCAAUGCCAUCAUCGAUGUGAAGAGGAUCCUGGCUGCGGUGGUUGGACGCACUUCCCUGGAGACUGGGAACCCAUUGGUUGCAGGCUACCCGUGGCGGCCAUCUUCGCACUGCGACGGGUUUGCAUCCUGAGGGUGACGGUAGAGGCACCGCCCACGCUGCAUGCUGGAAUCGUUUGGGGAUAUCGAGACUGUGAAGAGCCAGAUGGCUGCGUCCGAUACGGGGUAGAUCAGCUUGGACAGGAUGCUGCAUUCUUGAAGGAAGUGCCCAGCCUCGCUGCAUGUCGUGCGCGUUGUCAGGAGAUGGAGGAAUGCAAAGUUUUUUCCUACUUUCCCGACAGCUACGUUGGCGAUGCGAGACUGGAGUGUGUGAUGCCUCUGGGUGUGCUCCAAUGGUGGCGAAGUCGGUGUUUGUUAAAGGCCGGUAGCACUGAGCAGCCACUGAUGCUGCCAGUGGGCAAUGUCGCUUCUGGCAGCCGCCAUUGCUCACCAGCCAGGCCGUGGCUACGAUGGGCGAAUGAGUCCAUUUGGGAUGAUGUGCUAGCUGUGGAUGGAGACUACAGACGAGAGAAGUGCGUUACAAGGCAGCCUUGGCGGGUAGAUCUAGAUCCGGAAUAUAUUGUCACCCGUGCCAUGCUGUGGACAGGAGACUUUGCCAACAUGCCUUUUCGCCAGCCCUUGACCUACAUGGUAGUGCUGGUGGCUAACGACGAGGAGAUCCUUUGCGGGACAUCUUAUGAAAAUCUGGGUGGCAAUGCAAUGACGAUUCAGUGUCCUAAGCCCAGUUCCAACUUAGAUGAACCCCCAGGUGUUGUGGUCAUCGAUUCCACAGUGAAUGUGGGGAACGUCGGGAAGCUGGAUCAGAUCCUCUUGAGGCUUGAGAAGUUGGACAAGAAUUAUGGAUAUGUCCACAAGUCCAUUGAGGCUUUGAGCCAGUCGGUGGAUCGCUUGACCGGCCAUGUGAGCCAUGUGUCAAAAAACACGGCUGACUUGGAGAUCGCUGAAAAGCGAAACUCCAGGAAAUCCAUGUCACCGGCACCAGUGACGAGAAUGCGAAAUAGCAAACCUGGCACAGUUCUGAGCCUGGUGCAGAUGCAGUCAGACUGUUUUCAGGAGAUUGUUAUGGCCGGUUAUAUCUCUCACAGGAGAAGUGACGACGAUGAAGGUUACCCUAUCCUUUUUGUUCAUCAAUUGUCAGGCUUGGGCCCUGCUUGCGACACCUCCAGAUCUCCACGAUCCCUGCGAUCCGUGCGAUCUGUGGUCUCCGUCGUUCCACCUGAUGUGCCCGCAGGAAAAAUGACAGAGGUGGACUUGCCUGGGUUGUUGCAGUGCCGCCCCGAAAAUGAGGCGAAAAUUCCAAACACCAGCACUUCGCAUGCUCCAAUGCAUACGAUGAACGAGGAAUCGCAAACGCACAUCCUGGGGUCUACGAGCCUGUGCUCCUCACUAGAAGAUGAUGCUCCACUGGAUGCAGGCUCAAGAUUGAUUCUGGCAUUCAACUCAAUGCUAUAUCUUGCUCUAGGCAUACCAUUGGUAUGUGUACUUAGCUUGGCGGUGGCAUGCGGCGGUGUUGUCUGUCGGUCGGAUACCGGGUUGGCGUCAACAGUGCUUGAGAGCAUCAUCUAUGGCAUUGCGGCCAGUCUUUGUGUACGCCACAUGACAAGGGCCUUGCACUCGAAGAAUCUGAAGCUGGCAACUGGUCGAUUACACGCUUUCGUCGCGGAGUUCAAAGUCGAUUGGCGAGAGGUAUCUGGGCAAGAGGGCUGCAAAUACCUUUGCAUGUGGCUCUUGGUGGUUCUCAUCAUCAUUGUGGCUCGUUGUUUGGGUAUUUGGUGGCUUUUGACUUCAGAAGAUUUCUCCUGGGCAUGGACACAUGUGCUGCCUGCCAGCCUGAAGAUUUGUUCCCUUCUGGUCUAUGCCUUGUCCUCCGGUUUGCUGACGGCUGCAGCCUACACGCAGUCGUAUUUGCUGCUUGGAUUGGACAAGUCUUUGGACUGUUGGUGCUCCCACUUGAUGGCAAUGCCAGAAUUUCAAGAAGGUGUCCGGAGCUGGAAUGUCCUGCAGGCUCUGCUGAAGUGUGUCGGAAGGGAACUAGCUGGGAGUUUCUUAAUCCUCCAGGGUUUUGGGUAUCUCUGCUUCAUUUUCUUCUUGGUCAGUGGCAUCGUCCUCAUCUUCAGCAAUGACUUUGAAGCUUUGCCGCUGAUGGUGGAGGUUUUGUCGGGUGUUCCUUUGCUCUUCCUAUCGUGCUUGAGCCUACGUUUGUCCGCGCAUGGGGCCGCGCUCACGGAGAAGUGCCGGGCCAUCCCAUCUUUUGUGAACCAGAUCCCAGGCAAGCUGAUCGAUCAAGAAAGGCAAUACCUCGUGAGAUUCAUUGAAGAUAGCUCCGCUGGUUUCUUUGUUAGAAAUGUCAAGCUCACCCAAGAGAUGGUCAUGAAACAGGUCUACAUUGUCGGAGCCUUGCUGUCAGUCAUUGUUCGUAGCAUGGGGGCCACUGAAGGCUUCUCACUUUGCGAGUUGGAGUUGCCAGGCGGGUGGCCCCCAUUCCAUGUAGCAACUUGCUGCAGCAGUCCUGGAUUUUGCAUGGUCGUCGGCUUCAGCUCUUUGGUUCUGGCGAAGCCCGUGUGGCCCCGCUGGAGGGGGCUGGUGAAGCCUGUGAACGAGGGGGCGGAAAGCAGCUCCCAAACUGGGCCCCGCGCGCGGCGGUCAGCAACGAUGGUUUGGGCAAGGAAGCUGGGUCAGCGGAAAGGGGCGAUCCUUCUGCUCUCAGCAGUAUGCUGGUGCCUCUCUAGCAGAGGUUUUGUCCCACCAGCUGGCGUGGCGCCACCACCCACGCCACCACUUCAAUGGUCUCCGAUGAUGGCAGCCGCAUCCGGUGCGGCCCUGUUAGCCCCGGCAGCGUUGGCCGACGAGCCAGACAACACCAUCAAUCCAACUGAUGCCAUUGUGCAGGCCUUCGCCUUAACCUUUGUUUCUGAAAUUGGCGACAAGACCUUUUUCAUUGCCGCCAUUUUGGCCGCAGGCUCCUCUGCCGCUGCCGAAGGAGUGAGUCAAAAGGUGCUCACCUUUGUUGGUGCCAUUCUUGCUUUGGGAGUCAUGACCUUCAUUGCCGUUAGCAUCGGCCAGAUCUUUCACGCGGUUCCGGAUGCAGCUGGUGGUCUUCCGUUGGAUGACUAUGCUUCAAUCCUUGCGUUCGGCUACUUCGGCGUCAAGCUGCUGCUGGACGCUUCCACCAUGGCCGAUGACGGCAGCAUCUUAGCUGAAGAAAAGGAGGAGGCCGAAGAGGCGGUGAACGAGUCACUGCCCGAGUGGGUCACCAAGUUGGCUUUGCCCACUCUGGUGAUCCAGGCCUUCCUCCUGGUCUUCGCCGCGGAAAUCGGUGAUCGCUCCUUCAUCUCGGCCGCGGCGCUGAGUGCCCAGGGCGGCCCGGAAGGCGCCGUGGCCGUGUUUCUCGGCUCCAUUUCGGCCCAUGGCGUGGCCACUCUCCUGGCGGUGGCGCUGGGAGAUCUCAUUAGCACCUAUGUUUCGGAGAAGACGUUAACCUACAUCGGUGGUGCCUUGUUCUUGCUCUUCGCCGCCACCUCAACGGCCAACGUGGUCAAUGCCCUCUGA
This is a messenger RNA of Cladocopium goreaui, 4841 nucleotides long. Lineage: Eukaryota; Dinophyceae; Suessiales; Symbiodiniaceae. The record is from the annotation of a GenBank genome assembly.